AUGGCACAGUUCCACCUGGCUGGCUGUUAUCACAACGAAGUCGGGGUCGACCAAGACUACACCAAGGCCGUCGAGCUGUAUCGCAGUCUUGCAGAUCGCGGAAUCCCUCAGGCUCAGAUCGCCCUCGGUCGCUGCUAUGAGAAUGGUGAAGGUGUCGAUCAAGAUUACAACGCAGCCAUCGAGUGGUAUUCCAAGGCCGCAGAUCAAGGCAGCGAAGACAGUCGACUCCACAUCGUCUGGCUUGGAGGCUGCUUCUACAUAGGCAAGGGGAAGUCGAUGAACAGACUUGAAGCUUUCCAGUGGUAUAGUAAAGCAGCGAGCCAGGGUAACUCGUACGGAUUGUAUGGGAUUGGUUAUUUGUUGCACCGGGGAGAGGGGGUUACCGAGGAUAAAGCCCAAGCAGUCGAGUGGCUUCGUCAGUCGGCUGAGUUGGGCAAUCGAUACGGCCAAUAUUAUCUCGGCUCGUGCUACAAGAAUGGCGAUGGUGUCCCCAAGAUCAACACAGCCGUCUACUGGUAUCGAAAGGCAGCAAAUCAGGGUGACCAAGAGGCCAUCAAUUGUCUCAAGUCCCUCGGCAAGUGGCCCUGAUCCCCGAGCUCCUCCCGAUUGAUACAUCCCAAGGGUAGGGUCGCACCUCUAAACAUGCAACCCGAGCGUCCAAGCUUGCAAGGUGGCUCCAAUAAGGCCGCAAUCGCCGAGUGGUGUUGUACUUGACAUUUAAUACAUUCAAGACAUCCAAUACGUCC
Molecule: messenger RNA, 746 nt
Organism: Polychytrium aggregatum
Lineage: Eukaryota; Fungi; Chytridiomycota; Chytridiomycetes; Polychytriales
Exons: 2
Coding region: 1-588 (195 amino acids)
Molecular function (GO): protein binding
Source: RefSeq, a predicted model, not a curated record